UGUUUGCUAACACGGCCAUUGCAAAGCAAGAAGAAGCAGGCUCCUCCUCCUCCUUCUCCUCCUCCUCCUCUUGUUGCACAAGAGAAAUGGGAGGGAUUUGUUACAAAACUUAUACACCGUGUGGCGGCAAACAGUUUGCGCCUCCGUCUAGUGUGAAUGUUAAAGUCCACAGCUGUGCAAUCAGCUUUAACAGCUGGGAUUUAUUCACCCAAUUUACUGAGUGUAAGGACAUGUCUACCAGACAAACAAAACGUGAAGCUACUAUGAAGUACUUGACUCCAGAUACCAAUGCAACAGUCCGACGGUCAUCUCGGAGGGCUGUCGCCCCUAAACGGCUCGACUUUUCUCCAGACAUGGCAGAUGAAACGGUGGCGAAAAAAAAAGCAAAAACCAAAAAGGAAAUGCCAGAGAAGAAGAGGAUAAAGGACGAAGAUGAAUUGGACCAGACGAAUGAUGGAGGGCUGUCUGCAUACGAACUGGAGCGCCUUGAGAACAUCAAGAAGAACCAGGCUUUUCUGUCCUCCAUCAACUUACUCCAGGCCAGAGAGGAUUUGCAUCAGACCACACGACCAAAGCCAUCGCAGCGAGGUUUGAGGCCUCAGUCAGCUGUUAAGGAGGCACUUCCCCCUCGUAAAUCCCUACGCCUUCAGAAUAAACCAGCAGAGAAGUUGACUCUUCCCAAAGAACCUAUUGAUUCGCUUCACCCUGAUCUGGCCAGGAUAUUAAAGAAGCCCAGUGGCGCUCUUCACAUGAAUCCCAUAAAUCAGGAAGGGGGUUUCAAGCUGCCACCAGAGCUUCGACAGCUCUGCUCGGAGGACUCAAAGGAGGAGCAGAUGAAGCUUGAUUUAAAAGAGUACAUUUCUGCUCUGAAAAGCCUUAAGAUGAGGGAAGAUGAUGUGGUCAAAGUGGUGAAAGAUCGCAUCUUCUCUGCAGCCUUCCAUCCUUGCAGCAGCAGUCUGUUGCUCGCUGCUGGAGACAAGUGGGGAAAAAUAGGACUGUGGAAUAUGGGUGCUGAAUGGGGCGAUGACGGUGUUCUGCUCUUUGAGCCCCACUCUAGACCGGUGGGCAGCAUGGCGUUCUCCAGGUGUCAUCCUAACCAGCUGCUGAGCGCCAGCUACGACGGAUCCUUGCGCUGCAUGGAUGUAGAGAAGGCCGUAUUUGAUGAUGUGUAUGACAUUGAUGAUGGCCUGAAAACGUUUGCCUUCAUGUCACAUGACUGCUCAACCCUUCUGGUAGGGAACUGGUUUGGAGAAGUUGCCAUCGUCGACAGGCGAACUCCAGGAAACUCCCAUGAGUCUCUUCACUCCCUAAACACCAAGGCUGUUCGCUGUGUAGACGUCCAUCCUCUCCAGAUGCAGUACUUUGUUGCAGCAGAAAGCAGGACAGUAGGUAUCUAUGACUGCAGAUACUUGAAGACCCAAAGCAAGGCAGUGGCUCACCUGAAUGGGCACGCUCUAACCAUCACCAGUGCUUAUUUCUCACCUUGCACUGGAAACCGAGUUCUCACCUCAUGUCUGGACAACCACAUAAGGAUAUACGACACAUCUUCGUUGACUGCUGAAACUCCCUUGAUUAAAUCCAUCAGUCAUGACAUGCAGACGGGCCGCUGGCUGUCGAAGCUCUCGGCAGUGUGGGACCCCAAGCAGGAGGACUGCUUUGUGGUAGGAAGUAUGAAAAGACCCCGGCGGGUGGAGGUGUUCCACGAAAGCGGGCGAUUGCUGCACUCCUUCAUGGAUGAGAACCUUGGCACGGUGCUGUCCGUCACCGCCUUUCAUCCCACAAGAAAUGCUCUGCUGGGGGGAAAUUCAUCAGGACGCAUGCACGUCUUCCACAGCUGGAACGAAGGCCAGUGAGUUUUCAGCCAUGAUCCCUGGGUGAGAUGAGUAUUGUAGGAAAGAUGCUGCCAAAAAUAAUUAGAAGAGUCUUAAAAUGGGCCAAUUUAACAAAUGGUAUCUAUCAUAUUCUGUACUUGGUCCAUUCCAGAUGUGUUGCACCUUUUU
Molecule: messenger RNA, 2000 nt
Organism: Poecilia latipinna (sailfin molly)
Lineage: Eukaryota; Metazoa; Chordata; Actinopteri; Cyprinodontiformes; Poeciliidae
Gene: wdr76
Product: WD repeat domain 76
Exons: 15
Coding region: 87-1853 (588 amino acids)
Biological process (GO): regulation of DNA damage checkpoint
Cellular component (GO): nucleus
Molecular function (GO): protein binding; DNA binding
Source: RefSeq, a predicted model, not a curated record